CCACUAGUGGGCCGCGAGAGUAAACGAAAGAGACUAGGGUAAGGAAAAAAUCUUGUAUUAGCUGAAUGUGUGCUGGAAACUCUGGUCGCAGGAUCCACUAUUUGAUGGACAAUUUCUGGUUUUCCAGGUGUAAUUCUGGAUAGAACUAGCUGAAUUGUAGUGCAAUCGUUACGCGGACUUUUCGCGAGUGAAAAUAGGGUUUUAGCUCAAUGUGUUUCGAUAUGGUUCUGUGAAAAAAUCUGCUAGGAUUUUUUGUAUGCGAUUCAAGCUCAGGACACUAGGCGUAAAUAGGAAAUUCGUUAAAGUUCGACAGGAUCGAAAGUGUUUCAUGGCCUAGAAGGUGAUUUGGAAUCCAAUGGAAUAUACUUCAUCGGUCUAGAAAAAAGUAAGCCGAAAACGGAUUAGUUUUAACUUAAAAACGGUUGUCGGUGCAGGUGAUUUCAUAAUCGUCAUCAACGCGCUUGGAACAAGAUGUCUCGCUGGCCAACUAGUAGUGCGCGUUUAGUUCGUAAGAUUAUCAAUUCCCGCUAAGUGUCACCGGUGGCUUGAUGACAAGUUCGCAGUGUAUUCGGGGUGGAUGAAAAAUUAGAUUCUUAUCGAGAGUUUACCCGGUGCCAUCGGAGAACUGUGCGUGCGGCUAGUGAACGUAAGUGAAAUGGGGAAUCUCGGAGCCACCGCCGACGGAAUGCGGUGCCCGAGCAGUUCGACCGAGGGCAGUAGUCACCGGUCACAGCACCGCCGUCCGGCACAGCGUAGCCAUCGAUUCAAAUUACUCAGUGUUUCAAUGUUAGCCAUCGUAGUAGUGUUAGUGUUAAAUCUCAAUGUUGUCAUAGUAUCGUGUAAGCAUCAUCGCCAUCAUAGCGCUAGCAGCGAAGAAUUCAAGUUCGAUCCUACAAACAGUUUUAUUAGCUUAGUCCUGCCACACGACACAUAUCCCGGCUACAGCAUCCAGAAGUUCACGGCAAACUUCACUAGCCCGAACUCGCCGUUCUCGUCGAUUUCGUCCUACUCAUCCAAGCCGUUGAACUAUCGGCUGCUGGAAACGGACUACUCCAAGUACUUCACCGUACUGGACGACGGAAUGGUGAUGACCACUUCCGAUCUCUCCCCGCUAGUCAACCGACCGGUCAAACUGGUCGUUCUGGAGGAGACUCCCAACUCCACUGCCACACACCAGCUACAGCUGUAUAUUAUGAAUCGCAAAGAUAUGCUACACUUCCCCAGUGCACUCGGUGAAACGGUCGGUGAGUUGAGUGAAAACAAGAACGCCGGUACGCGAGUUCGUGAACUUCCGCUAUUACAGGCAAACUCCGCGCGCGGUGCCAAAUCGGUUAUCUACUCUAUCGUACACGGUAACGACGGGCGCGAAUUCGCACUGGAGGACAGUAGCAGCGGUGAAAUCAAGGGCACCGUACGUAUCGAUGACACCCGGAAGCACGGUGUUUGGUUGGUAUCAAACAAACCUCUGGAUCGCGAAACCAAGGACGAGUACAGUGUGGUGGUGGAAGCAACGGAUGCAAAGAAAAUUAACAAAGCACAAGUUAAACUGCAGGUCAAGAUUUUGGACGUGAACGACAAUCAUCCCGUGUUCACUAAGCCCGACUAUCGUUUCACGGUAAAUGGUGUCAAAUCAACGAAUGUUUAUGGUAAUGAAACCAUUACCUGGGAAAGAUUCACCAGUUUCGGAAAAGUCGAAGCCAAGGACGCCGAUGGCGAUAAGGUGGCUUACCGUCUCAUGAACCCCAGCAACAUGGUUGUGAUUGUGCCGCAAACCGGUGAACUGCUGCUAGCCGGCGAACCAGACAUGUCCGAAUUGUUCAUAGACGUGGAUGCUCAUGACAUUCGUACGCCUAGUUUGAACAGUGAAAAACCGGCUCGGGUGUUGAUCGAGUUCGUAGCUCCGGAUCCGGUUCCGGUGGUGAUGCAACAUCUGAACCACGAAUAUCAACACUCCCACCGGCGGGACAAACGUCGUGUAACGCGCGCGGUUCGUCCAACCAAACGAAUCGAUUUCACGGAAGCCGAAGGCGAUACCGAAGGUCGCAAUGUGUUCCAGCUGGAGAAGGAAACCGAUCGGGAAACGUUCAAGAUUCGGGACGAAAAUCCGUGGGUCACGGUUGAAACCAACGGUGCCGUUCGGGUCAAAAAGAAGUGGGACUACGAAGAGCUGGGACCGGAGAAGACAAUCGACUUCUGGGUGAUCAUCACCAAUCAGGGACAUAAUGGUGAGUGCCGUUUGAAUUUCAAUUUACUUGCGGUAUCGUCACAAUGUCGAUGAUGGUUUCAAAAAAAAUCUUGCCAAAUUACGCUUCCUAAUCAUCAUGCACCCAAUAAUUUGCGCUGUUUGAUAUCCAUUGGGCCUUGGUAUCAUUUGAAGAAGUUAUCUUAAAGUUACUUAGAACAUUUAUUUAAAAUACUCCGCGGUAAAUGACCUCUUGUUAAAAACCAGUGUAAAGUGUGUAAAUGAUCUAAAAAUUAGGUUUUGGGUAGGGUUCCUUGAUCUGGAUUCCAUAUCUAAGUUUUGCAACUGAAUUCUGAAUCGACGCCAGAGUUUCGUUCUUGAUUCCAGUUCUAGAAUACAGUCGCGACCAGAGUUGGCAAUGUUCCAAAUUUAUCGGUAAUUUGCCAGAUUUUUCAUAAAUUCCGCCAAUCAGUUCUCUUCAGGACCAUUAGAAUAUUUUCAAAGGAUUAUGCAAAAUUUACCUUUACUGAGUAUCUAAAUCUGCAAAACAACUGUGUUUGUUCCAUGUUUUUCAACUGUAUGGUAGACCAUCUCUAGUUACAAGCAAGCUCUGACUGAGCUAAAACAGGCGGGAACGUGUCAGACGAGUUUUAAUUUUCAUCAAGCUAUGGAAAAAGAUACACCAACGCAGUCAUGCAUGAAAGCAACGGUGUAAUUGAAUGAUUUGCGGUAUGGAUUCGUUCAUUUCCCGUAUUCUCCAAACCUGGGCCCCAGCGACUAUUCUCUAUUUCCAAAUCUGAAAAGGUUGCUGAGUUCAUUGCAGAAACGAAAGCCUAUUUUGAAAGCCAUGACAAAUCUUUUUUUUGCCUUUCCCAUAUAGAAAGAAAAGCUAUGCAAAACCGAUUUUACAACCGAGGCCUACAGGGCCAAGUGUCAUAUACCAUUCAACUCAGUUCGUCGAGAUCACAAAAUGUCUAUUUGUGUCUGUGUAUGUGUGUGUGUGUGUGUGUGUGUGCGUGUGUGUGUGUGUGUGUGUGUGUGUGUGUGUGUGUGUGUGUGU
Malaya genurostris is the source of this 3242-nucleotide messenger RNA. RefSeq names its product neural-cadherin-like. Gene Ontology annotation, cellular component: plasma membrane. Gene Ontology annotation, biological process: homophilic cell-cell adhesion. Gene Ontology annotation, molecular function: calcium ion binding. The record is from RefSeq and is a predicted model, not a curated record. Lineage: Eukaryota; Metazoa; Arthropoda; Insecta; Diptera; Culicidae. Bases 656 to 2278 code for a protein of 540 amino acids. The transcript is spliced from 2 exons.